AUGCCUUCACCACUGGCCCUGGGCCGCUACCUCCCUAGGGAGUUGUCCCCAUCAGUGGACUCUCGGCCCUGCAGCAGCCCCUCUGAGCUCCCAGGGAAGGCAGGGAAGCUCUUUCUGGGGAACACUCCUCCUCGGGCCCCCCGGCUGCCACGCCGGCUGGCCUGGUGUUGCAUUGACUGGGAACAGGUGCGCUUGCUACACAGGUUGGGAACUGGAGGGUUUGGUUCAGUGUACAAGGCAACUUACCAUGGUGUUCCUGUGGCCAUAAAGCAAGUGAGCAAGCAAACCAAGAACCUACGAGCAUCCCAGCGGAGUUUCUGGGCUGAGCUCAACAUCGCCAGGCUGCAUCACGACAACAUAGUGAGGGUUGUGGCUGCCAGCACCCGAACGCCCACAGGUUCCAAUAGUCUGGGUACCAUAAUCAUGGAGUUUGGGGGCAACAUCACUUUACACCAAGUCAUCUAUGGUGCCACCAGCUACCUUGAGGAGGAGGCAAGGGAGCCUCACCACUGCGAAAGAAAGCAGUUAUGUUUGGGGAAAUGUCUAAAGUAUUCCCUAGAUGUUGUAAAUGGCCUGCUUUUCCUUCACUCACAGAGCAUCGUGCACUUGGACCUGAAGCCGGCGAACAUUUUGAUCAGUGAGCAGGAUGUCUGUAAAAUUGGUGACUUUGGCUGCUCUGAGAAGCUAGAAGAUCUGCGAUGCUUCCAAACUCCUCCUUACCACCUAGGAGGCACAUACACCCACCAAGCGCCAGAGCUCCUGAAAGGAGAGCCUGUAACGACAAAAGCCGACAUCUAUUCUUUUGCUAUCACUCUCUGGCAAAUGACCACCCGGGAAGUGCCCUACUCCGGGGAGCAGCAGUACGUGCUCUAUGCAGUGGUGGCUCACAAUCUCCGUCCCUCCCUGGCAGCAGCUGUCUUCACUGACUCUGUCCUUGGCCAAAGGCUGGAGAGUAUCAUUGAUUGCUGCUGGAGGGCCCUGGCUGUGCAGCGACCCAGUGCAGAGCUCCUUCUGAAGGACCUGAGCUCUCUGAACAAGCUCAUUGCAGUCGACUCCAAGCCUGUAUCCAGAUAA
Molecule: messenger RNA, 1074 nt
Organism: Fukomys damarensis (Damara mole-rat)
Lineage: Eukaryota; Metazoa; Chordata; Mammalia; Rodentia; Bathyergidae
Gene: Mos
Product: MOS proto-oncogene, serine/threonine kinase
Exons: 1
Coding region: 1-1074 (357 amino acids)
Biological process (GO): protein phosphorylation
Molecular function (GO): ATP binding; protein kinase activity
Source: RefSeq, a predicted model, not a curated record